UCGCCUCCCAGGAGCUUCUCCCCGCGAUGGACUCCGCGGCUCAAACUUUCCUGUGAGGCGCUCGGGGGGGAGAGGGGGUCAUUCCCCGGCUUGGGAAGUGGCUCUGCCCUCCAGGAGAUGGGGAUCCCCUCGCAGGAUCGCCGCCCUGGCUCCCCGGGGCGCCGAGGUCGAUGCUGAGCGCCGGGUUCGGAGGCGGCGUUGAGUUCCCAGGGCCGCCGCCAUGAGGCACUGCUUCUACAACGAGACCGUGGGCUUCUUCUACAACAACUCCCGCAAGGAGCUGACCACGUACUGGCGCACCAAGGACGUGCUGGUGGUGGCCCUGGGCCUGACCGUGAGUGUCAUCGUGCUGCUGACCAACCUGCUGGUCAUCACGGCCAUCGUCAUCAACCGCCGCUUCCACUACCCCAUCUACUACCUGCUGGGCAACCUGGCGGCCGCCGACCUGUUCGCGGGCAUCGCCUACAUGUUCCUCAUGUUCCACACGGGCCCCCGCACGGCCGAGCUGUCCCUCAAGACCUGGUUCAUCCGGCAGAGCCUGCUGGACACCAGCCUGACGGCCUCGGUGGUGAACCUGCUGGCCAUCGCCGUGGAGCGGCACCAGACGGUGUUCACCAUGCAGCUGCACAGCAAGAUGUCCAACCAGCGCGUCACCAUCCUCAUCUUCUGCAUCUGGGUCACGGCGCUGCUGCUGGGGCUCAUCCCCUCCUACGGCUGGCACUGCCUCUGCGCCCUGGACAAGUGCUCCAGCAUGGCCCCCCUCUACAGCAGGAGCUACCUGACCUUCUGGGCCAUCUCCAACCUCGUCAUCUUCCUCAUCAUGGUGGUGGUGUACACGCACAUCUUCAUCUACGUCAAGAGGAAGAUGACCAGGAUGUCCAAGCACACCAGCUUCCACCCCCGCUACAAGGAGACCAUGAUCAGCCUGGUCAAGACGGUCACCAUCAUCCUGAGUGCCUUUGUGAUCUGCUGGACCCCCGGGCAGGUCGUGCUGCUCCUGGACGGGCUGGGCUGCAAGAGCUGCAACGUGCUGGCGGUGGAGAAGUACGUGCUGCUGCUGGCCGAGAUCAACUCCCUCAUCAACGCCAUCGUCUACUCGUACCGCGACACGGAGAUGAGGAGCACCUUCCGCCGCAUCCUGUGCUUCCCGUGCCCCCGCAACUCCAAGUACACGCCCACCGUGGUCAAGCUGAACACGACCGACCGCGGCACCCUCUCGCACAACGGCCACUUCACCGUCGACUCCUCCAUCUAG
This is a messenger RNA of Lepidothrix coronata (blue-crowned manakin), 1255 nucleotides long. RefSeq names its product lysophosphatidic acid receptor 2 (gene LPAR2). The transcript has 3 exons. The record is from RefSeq and is a predicted model, not a curated record. Gene Ontology annotation, molecular function: lysophosphatidic acid receptor activity. NCBI's taxonomy places the organism in Eukaryota, Metazoa, Chordata, Aves, Passeriformes, Pipridae. Gene Ontology annotation, biological process: G protein-coupled receptor signaling pathway. Gene Ontology annotation, cellular component: membrane. Bases 221 to 1255 code for a protein of 344 amino acids.